Neoarthrinium moseri is the source of this 1632-nucleotide messenger RNA. RefSeq lists its product as uncharacterized. NCBI's taxonomy places the organism in Eukaryota, Fungi, Ascomycota, Sordariomycetes, Amphisphaeriales, Apiosporaceae. The transcript has a single exon. The record is from RefSeq and is a predicted model, not a curated record. Gene Ontology annotation, biological process: regulation of DNA-templated transcription. Gene Ontology annotation, molecular function: zinc ion binding; DNA-binding transcription factor activity, RNA polymerase II-specific; DNA binding. Bases 1 to 1632 code for a protein of 543 amino acids.
AUGGAGUCAGUAGCAGGACAAGGCGCAUGUUAUAGCAUGCAGGAUUCCAAUGGCCACUCUCUGGGAUGGGAUCUUGGACCCUUCGAAACGAUAGUAACACAGGAGGCCGCCCUUGACAUUGAUGGGACCUGGUAUCGCGACGAUAUCUUAGAGGAUGUAUUCGCCUGCCAGAGGGACCCCCAAAUUGGAGCUUACCGACCUCCAUCGGCCUGUUCCUAUUGCAGAAAACAUCGCCUGCAAUGCUUUUUGCUUCGAACAACCGCCGCAAACCCGAACCCUUUGACUUCGUGCUCCAGUUGUGUGGCGUUGUUCCGGGACUGCAGCCUGGUCAAUGGAGGUAAACGUCCGCCAUCGGAGUUCGAGACGAUGUGGCCAGUCGUUGGCCAGCUUCAUGGGGUAAACGAAGAAUCUACGGACGACGUUACCUUUCUAUCGAACGGACCAGGGAUUAUCAGUUCAGAUGAAACCAAUGUCAAGACAUCAGGAACCGGGCCUAUUGAGAUAUCUGUACCUUCAACGAAGAGGUCAACGUCCCGCAUCACAGGACGGACGAGAGCACUGCGGCAAUGGUUUUCGUCGCACCACGAAAGUCCAUACCCAUCGGGUGAAGAAAAAUUGGCACUAGCAAAGGCAUCUGGUCUCACACCCACCCAGGUGGGCAAUUGGUUCACAAAUGAGCGAAGACGAAAGCGGCACAUGGAGAAGACAUCAACCAAAAGCUUCUUUCCCCGAGGCUCUCCAAUGCCACAGUCAUACCUUUCAAACAUGACACCCCUCGAGCGAUGGCGAAAUUCACCUCCCGAAGACGACCACAUUUCUCCAAGUGUCCUAGAGACCUUCUUGACAAAUGAAGAUUAUACCAAAGUCCAAGGCGUUGAUCCUGCCAUUGACGAUACCAACCACGAUUACGAUGAUAGCGACUGGCUCUCCAGGAUGCUCAACUCUGCCAGUGAGACUGAGUCACUUGGGUUUGCGGGGUCUAGCAACUCAGUGUCAUCCUUUGACACGACAUAUUCAACAGGCAGCAACCAGUCAGUCUCGCUUUCAAGGGGCUCGACUCAAAAAAGAAGAAGGUCCUCAGUAAAGGACGGAAGUGAUAUCUACCAAUGCACCUUCUGUGACAUGUCCUUCAAGAGGAGGUUUGACUGGUGUCGACACGAAAAGUCUGUUCACAUUUCGUUGGAUUCUUGGGUUUGCCGGUCGCACGAUCAAAGUGUUUGGCAGAUUGGGAACACUGCACCUCAGUGCAAUUUCUGUGGCUCAGCCUCACCGACACAGGAGCAUCUGGCCGAUCAUGACUUUGAGUCUUGUGCCGAGCGGCCGGAGGCUGAUAGAACGUUUGCUCGGAAGGAUCAUCUGUGGCAGCACUUGAAGAAGUUCCAUGCGUGUACGCAUUGGUCUGGCUUGGGUCUCAACGCAUGGCGGCUGCAUCGCGACGCUGUUAAAAGUCGAUGCGGCUUCUGCUUCCAGCAGCUUCACACAUGGUCAGAACGUCAGGAUCACAUAUCCAAACACUUCAAGAAGGGUUCCAGUAUGACUCAAUGGAUCGGUGACUGGGGCCUUGACCCAGCCGAUGCAAGUCUACUCAAGCAGGCUACACUGCCAGAGCAGAGAGUUCGCGCAACGUAUUAA